Molecule: messenger RNA, 821 nt
Organism: Aspergillus calidoustus
Lineage: Eukaryota; Fungi; Ascomycota; Eurotiomycetes; Eurotiales; Aspergillaceae
Source: the annotation of a GenBank genome assembly
CCCAUGCACAGGCUUUCUCAAUGGCUACAAUGAGACUCUACUCAAUACGUUACUCUACUCUUUCCAACACCAUCAAAUAGGCGUUACUCAUCUUUCGACUCCCCUAGAUAAUGGUCACUCCGCGGCUGGUUCCCCAGAGGAUUCCAAUUUCCGGCUGGCGCAGUCUCCUGCUCCACAGGCGAUCUUACUCAAUGGGCACCAUGGCACAACCGGAUCUUUUCUCCUAUACCUCGGGCAGAUAUAUUUACAAUGAGGAUGCUCGAUUACGCGAGCGCUACGUCGAGUUCGACCCUGGCGCCCUUUUACGAGAAGUGGAAAAACACAUUGGCCUCGGUCAUGGACGUGCUUCACGCAUAACCAAGCUGGCCGAAGGGGACUACAAUCGAGUAUUCCAGGUAACGAUGGAUGACGGCUUCGACUGGACCCAAAUAUUACGCGACUGCUAGUGAGGCUGCCACCCUCACCUACCUCCAUUCCAAAGGUAUUCCAGUACCCAGAGUAUACGGAUAUUCCUCCUCAGAAAACAAUGGAGUAUAUCCUCAUGGAAAAGGCCAAAGGCAUACCUUUAGAUACUACAUGGUUUACAAUGAGCAAGCGCGAUCGGCUCACUCUCGCCUCUUCAUUCGUGGAUAUUGAGAAACGGCUUUUUGAAAUCCCCUUUGGGUCCAUUGGAGGUAUCUAUUUCAAGGGAGACGUUCCUUCUCACCUCCAAGCCGCGUUGCUUCAAGCCGACGCUGACCAGGAUACUGCCCCGGAAACAUUCUGUAUUGGGCCAACUGCUGGCUCAAUGUUUUGCUAUGGGAAGCGGGCUGGGAUGGAUC